This is a messenger RNA of Apiotrichum porosum, 645 nucleotides long. RefSeq lists its product as uncharacterized. The transcript is spliced from 5 exons. The coding region runs from base 1 to 645 and encodes 214 amino acids. Lineage: Eukaryota; Fungi; Basidiomycota; Tremellomycetes; Trichosporonales; Trichosporonaceae. The record is from RefSeq and is a predicted model, not a curated record.
AUGACGCUCUCGCCCUCCUCGCCGCCGUCACUGGGGGACAAGUUCGCCGCUCUGGCCGAGCUGUAUGCCGACCUCGCUAUGGCCUCCCAGGCACUGUCGGGUAAACAGCUCGCCGCUGCCGACAUGCUCAAGGACCUCUCGCGUGACCCGUCUCUGUGUACUACUGCGUCGCAACAGCCACUCGACACCAUGUCACAACCACCGCUCUGGCUGGCGAGCUUCGAAGAACGCCUGUUCAGGAAACUGGACACGGCCAAAUCCGACUUUACGCAGCAGUCUCCGGCCGUAGAGCCAGAAGCCGCAGACGUUCAAGUGCAGCUGCAAGAGGUCAUCAACAGUCGUCUCAAGCAUUCAUGGGCAGGCUGUCGAGAAGCCAACUUGCUGCUCCGCAAGUUUGCCAGUCCGAGCCAUCCCUUGGAACCGUUCCGCCGAAGGCCGCCACUCCCAGCGAACAGGACCAGGGAUACGCCGAUACCCCCAGACCUCCUGCCCCCGCCAGACUGCUUUCCCGUCAACUUUGACGAGGCGGUGGCCCUCUCUGCACCGGCCGUGUACAGCCUCCUUGUGGAUUACGAAUUGAGCACAGAAGGCGAUUCCAAGGCGAGGAAGGAUCGUCUCUUCCAGUUCAUUGGAGUGUACGGAUAG